AUGAGUCAACAAGAAAGAGAUUGAAGAUCAAUAGCACGAGAUAGUGCUGAGUACGGGGAACUGUCAAAUUCAUGUGCGACGAAGCCAGUUUGGUUCUCAAUUUGGUGGAGAUGGCGUGUUUCUGGGAUCUUGAGUACGAGCUUGAUACAAGCGCUGAGAGAAGAUCGAACGACGAGUCCUUUCUCCGUUGUCAGGUACAGUACUGGAGGAGGGAUCAAUCAAGUCAGGAGAUGAUCGCCGUAGAUGCCUGUGGGAUUCAUGGUAGGAGUCGGUGCAACAGAGGCACAAGUGGAGUCUACGAGACAGAACAAAUUGAAACUCUCGUAGGUUAUAAUCAUGACAAGUUCAUUUCCACCCUCGAUUGCCAUGAGAUGCGACCGGUUAGACAAUACGGGGCACUUGCUAAUGAACCUGUAACCAGUAGUCCUACAGCUAGGCUGAAAUUCAAUAAUUCCGAGCCUCUAGGUUAGACAUUGUGAUGGUUCUAACCUAGCAAAGAAUGUAGGAAGCGUGGAGUGCCCUAGAGCAGGGUAGACUGUGCCAUAGCCAAUCUUAUAAAUAUGUGUGUCAGCUCCUCGUUCUAUAUAUGGAACUCGAGAAAGUGCUCACAUGUCAGAUAGGGAAACCUAGCGGAAUCAAAUAAGCUUUUAAGUUGUUGGUCUUAAAGUUUUGAAAUCGUGGCUGCUAUCAGCCUAUCAACCGGGCCGUAGAUCUGUAUCUGUCCACGCGUCUCUGACUCGACCUUGUUCCCAUACUGACUGCUUUGGAGCGGUGCGAAUUGCGUCGAGCGAAUCACUGGAUCAGAGAUUGAGCGAAACCAUUCAAAAGAGUGAAAUGAUAUGCUCAGCGUUGAGGCAACACAGAAGAUAACGAACAAGCCAAGCAGGGACGGAGCCUGAACCCUAAAAUUCGAUUGAAAUCUCGAAGGUCAAAUGUCGAACUGGAAGAUCGCUUCUCGCCGAACGCGAUCGAACUAUCGAUGGAUCGAACUAAUUAAAAGCAUACGCUCGCAGGGAUUUUACGGGUUGCUCUUUCUAGGUCAUCAUGGCUUGUUGUUGUUCUCGUAGUCGUUUCGCUAUUACGUGAACGUAUGAUGUAUACCGAUGCUUUAGAACUCGUUUGAUAAGUAUAUAAAAACAGUUUGAACUAGAUGAAAUGGUGGAGGAUGGUGCGAACCAUUUUCAGCUUUCGCAGCCUUGAGCUGCAUCCUAGAAUAGAGUUUCAAAGGACAAUCUUGCGCAUGCGUAUGAUGAGGAAAGAAAAUUUGUACCAGCGGAGAUCAGACAGCUUGCGAACUGGGGACAUGAUCAUGCAGUAAGAUGACUUGUUAAUCGUUUACAGAGAGCAGGCUAUGUCACUGUGCCAUUGCUUCUGAUAAUCUUGGUCCCACAUCAUGCGAAGUGCAUCUGUGUACGAACAAAUUGUACAGCCUAGGAUGCGAUUAUAUUACUCUGCUUCGAAUCUGUAGGAGAGUAUAGAUUGUCUUUCCCACGACUUGAGGGUUGUUGCAUAAAAAGCAGCAGCUGACUUUGCUUGUGUUCGAAAAAAUUGUGAUGGAAUACGUUCAAAAGGUCAAUAAAUUAUUAACAGUUCGUGCC
Molecule: messenger RNA, 1598 nt
Organism: Marchantia polymorpha subsp. ruderalis
Lineage: Eukaryota; Viridiplantae; Streptophyta; Marchantiopsida; Marchantiales; Marchantiaceae
Source: the annotation of a GenBank genome assembly